AGAAGCAACCGACUGCCGUGCCCCAGCAAGUGUGGCAUCCUCCUCAAAUGCCCCUGCAGCAUAAUCAACCGACCGCCGUGCCCCAGCAAGUGUGGCAUCCUCCUCAAAUGGCCCUGCAGCAGACGCAACCAACCGCCGUGCCCCAGCAAGUGUGGCAUCCUUCUCAAAUGCCCCUGCAGCAGAAGCAACUGACCACCGUGCCCCAGCAAGUGUGGCAUCCAGCUCAAAUGCAGCAGAAGCAACCGACCGUCGUGCCCCAGCAAGUGUGGCAUCCUCGUCAAAUGCCCCUGAGGCAGAAGCAAACGACCGACGUGCCCCAGCAAGUGUGGCAUCCUGCUCAGUUUCCCCAGCAGAAGCAACUGGCCCCUAUGCCUCUACUGCAGAAGGAACCAACCACCAUAACCCAGCAACCUCAGCAGGUGUGGCAUCCAGCUCAAAUGUCCAAGAAUCGAACAGCCACUGAACCUCAGCAGAAGCCACCAUCCACCACGCCAGCUCAAAUUCCCCUGCAGCAGAAGCAACCGGCCACUGAACCUCAACAGAAGGAGCUGACCGCCAUGCCACAGAAGCUACAGGCCUCCAUUCUCCAGCAGCCUCCGCUCGUGUGGCAUCCAUCUCAAUUUCCCCAGCAGAAGGAACUGGCAGUCGAGCCCCAGCAGAAGGAACUGGCAGUCGAGCCCCAGCAGCAGAAGGAACUGGCAGUCGAGCCCCAGCAGCAGAAGGAACUGGCAGUCGAGCCCCAGCAGCAGAAGGAACUGGCAGUCGAGCCCCAGCAGCAGAAGGAACUGGCAGUCGAGCCCCAGCAGCAGAAGGAACUGGCAGUCGAGCCCCAGCAGCAGAAGGAACUGGCAGUCGAGCCCCAGCAGCAGAAGGAACUGGCAGUCGAGCCCCAGCAGCAGAAGGAACUGGCAGUCGAGCCCCAGCAGCAGAAGGAACUGGCAGUCGAGCCCCAGCAGCAGAAGGAACUGGCAGUCGAGCCCCAGCAGCAGAAGGAACUGGCAGUCGAGCCCCAGCAGCAGAAGGAACUGGCAGUCGAGCCUCAGCAAGUGAGGUAUCCAGCUCAAAUGGCCCAGCAGCUACCCAACCCCAUUCCUCAGCAAUUAUGGCAUGUAGGCCAAAUAUCCCAGCAGCAACUGGCCCCAUUGUCUCAGCAGAAGCACUACGAAAGAACUGAAGAUGAUGCCUCUGGUAGUUCUCAGGCCAGCAUUGAACAGUCAGGUGUCAUCCCAAUCUCUUCCUACAGUUCCAAAUCGCACUACAAGAAUGGCAGAACUGUCUUUUCCCGAAUCAGCUACACUCCUAGGGAGGCAAUGCCUGUUGACAGUGGAAAUGCUCCCAAGGACGGUUAUGUUGGCAUUGGUGCACCAAGCAUAUAUCCAACUCUAGUGAAGGAUUCUGCAAGGGAAAUAUAAUGGAUUCAUCCUCUAGAAGCUCUAAUGACCAGGAAGUUGCUGGUGCUCUUGCUACUCUAGUGUGAUGGAAUCAAACAACUUACUUUAAAAAAUGCCUUGUCUCUUUGAAAUGUUUCAUGUCCAUUGCUUGCUAAUUGAGAACAGGUUGUGUGCAGUCCGUAGGAAAAAUGACUACUGUUCAGUUAAUUCUUUGGUUUUCUUAUCUUUUACAUUUGCUACUGAUUAAAAUAAAAGCUUGGGUCUACAUAAGAGCAUU
This is a messenger RNA of Oncorhynchus kisutch (coho salmon), 1668 nucleotides long. RefSeq names its product putative mediator of RNA polymerase II transcription subunit 26. The transcript is spliced from 3 exons. Bases 48 to 1412 code for a protein of 454 amino acids. The record is from RefSeq and is a predicted model, not a curated record. Lineage: Eukaryota; Metazoa; Chordata; Actinopteri; Salmoniformes; Salmonidae.